CUUGGAAACUCAAAGGAAUUAUCGAAAGAAUGGUAAAUAACCCACACGCUCGUGAACAAAAAAAAAACGUUUUUUUGAUUUUUAGUUAAAGUCAAAAAACAUUAAGUGAAAAAAUUUUCGUCAUCAUGAAGGGGUUCUUUUACUUUUUAUGUCUUCUUCUUCUUCCAUGUCUUUCAAUUGCAGCAGAACCUGUAUGCACGAAAUGUAUUGAUGGUAAAAAUGGAGCAGAUGGCAGAGAUGGCAGACAUGGGCGUAAUGGACGAGAUGGUGCUUACAGUUAUUCCGGAAAAAUGCCAAAGGUUCCUACUGGUCCAGCUGGACCUCCAGGACGGGAUGGUAUAGAUGGCAAGCCAGGUGCUCCAGGUCCAAAAGGUCCAGAUGGAGACGUUGGUCCUAAAGGACAAAGAGGAGACGAAGGACCAAGCAGUGGUUCGUACGUUUCUCCAGAGGAAGUAGGAAGAAUUAUUGAAGGUGCCAUCAAGGCGCGUGGAACAACAGAUUCAAUAGAUUCCAAGCGUUACUCUGUCUGCAAUGAUCUUGCUUAUGUCUGUGGUAAAUGUGAGUGCAAGGAAAAAAACUAUGACGAUGAGUUUUAUGGUCGUGAUUACUACUGUGAUUGUCAAAAACUACCACCUGCACGAGAUUGUCGCCAACACAAAACCAACUCGCAAUCCUCAGAUGGAGUUUAUUUAAUCAAUCCAGGAGACACCUCUCCAUUUCCUGUAUGGUGUGAUAUGAACACUGACGGAGGAGGUUGGAUUAUGAUCCAAAGACGAUUGACUGGUCGAGUCAACUUCCAGCGUGAUUGGUUAGCUUAUAAGAACGGGUUUGGUAAUUUACAACAUGAAUUCUGGCUGGGACUUGAACAGAUAUAUCUUACACAACUUUAUGACGACAGAAGAGGAACUGAGAUGUGGAUUGAAAUCAUUGACAUGAAUAAUAAAGGAUAUAGAAUAAAAUAUGGAUUGUUUGAAAUCGGAGAUGAAUCAACCAAAUACCGACUGAAGACUGCUGGCUACAGUGGUGAUGGAGGAGACUGGUUGAAAUACUCAAAUGGUGCAAAAUUUUCAACUUAUGACAACGAUAAUGACGCAACAGGCAGCAACUACGCUUUGACGUAUGGCGGCUUUUGGUUCACUUCGUCUUACUACCAGUACACUCCUAACAAACCUUACGAGUUCAAGCAGAUCUACAGUAAAGGCCAUCAACAACCUCACCAACGGCUUUUGCAAGGUUUAAUCAAUGUCAAAGCUACAUAUUUAAAAAGCAUUGAGAUGAAGAUAAGAAGAAAAUAAAAUAGAACUGAUUGUAUUUGAAAUAUAACUCGAUCCUGA
Molecule: messenger RNA, 1334 nt
Organism: Hydractinia symbiolongicarpus
Lineage: Eukaryota; Metazoa; Cnidaria; Hydrozoa; Anthoathecata; Hydractiniidae
Product: ficolin-1-like
Exons: 7
Coding region: 126-1295 (389 amino acids)
Source: RefSeq, a predicted model, not a curated record